AUGGGUCGGAGAAAGAUUGAGAUCAAGGCCAUCAAAGAUGACCGCAAUCGCUCAGUCACGUUUUUGAAAAGAAAAGGGGGUCUGUUCAAGAAAGCGCAUGAGCUGGCUGUUCUGUGCUCCGUUGACGUAGCUGUCAUUAUCUUUGGUCAUAACAAGAAGCUAUACGAGUACUCGUCAUGCGACAUGCAUGAGGCUCUCGGCCGCUAUCAAUAUUUCGGCCCUCCUCACGAGCACAAAGGACCAGAUGAUUUUGCGGGCAAGCGAGAUGACGAGGAGGAGGAAGAUGAAGCGUCACCAGCUCCCGAUGAGAUUCAAGCAAUUCAGCAGAACCACCCCGCCAUCCCCCCUCACCUCCAAAACCAGCCCGCUUUCCAGCACAUGAACCAUGCAAACCAUGCACCUUCCGCGUCACCCCCGAUCCAUCAUGCCAUGACACGCCAUGGCACCCCGCAAUCACAAGGCACCUCGCGUCCCUCUUCAAGGAAUCACAUCCGCAGAGUCAGCUCGAACCUAGGCCCACAGCAACAUGGUACACCUCCGCCGCCACCCGUCCCCCAGAAUGGUGGGUUUACCUAUAUGCCCAAUCCGUCGAUGUACAACCCGAAUAUCCAUGCAAUGAAUCAGCAACCUCGACCGGGACAGUUUGCACAUUAUGGACACCCACCAGGACCGCAUCAAGGGACGCCUCCUAUGCACCCGCACGGUAUACCGCAACAGAUGCCACCGCAGCAUCAGGGCCCACAGCAUUACCAACAGCACGGCCAUGCAAUAGGUAUGCCUCCCGGGCCCCAUCAACAGGUGCAGCAAGCGUACAUGCAGGAACAUGGAAGAAACUCAAUACCGCCGGGGUUCGCACCUGAUGGUCACCAAGAACGACCUGGUCCAGAUCACACCCAGGAGGAUUCAUCGGGAGCGAUGAAAGCAGAGCACAGCCAAUCGCCGCCUCAAAUGAAGUCGCUGUCUAAAUCACGUAGUAUUUUCACGCCGAUCGAUGAUCGAGGAUCUGUGCUCGCCCGUCAUUUCGGAGCCGGGGCACCAUCCUAUGAACCUCACAAUAACCAUUCUCUCAAACUAGAAGCUUUACCACAGUCCUCAUCUGGUCCCAAAGCAAUGGCCGUCAGAGCUGCAACAGAAGCUCCUCGUGGAGCAUCAAUGGCGUCGGCGUCGGCGUCGGAAAUCAAAGCACCAUCUCGAACUAACAGUGGACCGUUGCCAUCUAAAAGACCGCAAUUAAAGGUGCAGAUUCCUAGUGAAACCUCUGAUGCUGGCAGCGCCACAGCCGACUCGUCCCGAGAUUCCGCUGGGAAUAAAACCUCCACGCCCGCGAAAGGAAGUGCCGAAAAUGGUCCCUCGGGCGUGGUCUUGCCCCCUCCAUCGCCCUCAGCCGGCGCAAUACUGAGCGCAGGAGCCCAAGGCCCUCCAAAUCCAUUCGCGCGACCGCCUCCCCCCGUUGCCACGACUCGAAAUGACUCUUACGGCAGCAACAGUGGAAACCCGAACAAUGGGAAUAACUCGAAUAACAUCGAGACGCCCAUAUCAGCCUUGCCCAGCCGCUUUGUCUCCGAUGCACUCCUCCCGUCACCCUCUAGCUUCUUCCCCGAAUGGGGCUUUGGCCGCUCAGGCCCAGACUCCAACAUGCUGCCCAGUCCACUCACCUUCCCGACUCCGGCAGUGCAAAGCGGUCCUAGCUUUGCUCGAGAAGACGAACAAGACAAGAAGAGAAAAAGUCCCGAGGGGGGAACCGCAGGGGAUGGUGCAAAUAAAAAGCCGAAAACUUGA
This is a messenger RNA of Penicillium paradoxum, 1779 nucleotides long. RefSeq names its product SRF-type transcription factor RlmA (gene rlmA). Gene Ontology annotation, molecular function: RNA polymerase II cis-regulatory region sequence-specific DNA binding; protein dimerization activity; DNA-binding transcription factor activity, RNA polymerase II-specific. The transcript has 3 exons. The coding region runs from base 1 to 1779 and encodes 592 amino acids. The record is from RefSeq and is a predicted model, not a curated record. Gene Ontology annotation, biological process: positive regulation of transcription by RNA polymerase II. Lineage: Eukaryota; Fungi; Ascomycota; Eurotiomycetes; Eurotiales; Aspergillaceae.